This is a messenger RNA of Paracoccidioides brasiliensis Pb18, 2316 nucleotides long. RefSeq lists its product as uncharacterized. Gene Ontology annotation, molecular function: glycosyltransferase activity. The transcript has 7 exons. Gene Ontology annotation, cellular component: cytoplasm. The coding region runs from base 1 to 2316 and encodes 771 amino acids. The record is from RefSeq and is a predicted model, not a curated record.
AUGGCAGAUCCAGGAGAAGCCGUCUACUGCACGAUGCUUCUCACCGACAAUUAUCUCCCAGGUGCCAUGGUAUUGGCCCAUUCGCUGCGAGACAAUGGCUGCAAAGCAAAGCUUGUCGUGCUGGUUACGCUGGACAGCCUCAAGGCUUCGACGAUUGACGAGCUAAAAACCAUCUACGACGAUGUAGUCCCUAUCAACAGAAUUGUAAACCACUGCCCCGCAAAUCUGUAUUUGAUGGACAGACCAGACCUAGCUUCGACAUUCUCAAAAAUUGAGCUCUGGAGGCAAACCCAAUACCGACAGCUAGUAUACAUCGAUGCAGAUGUAGUGUCCCUCCGAGCUCCCGAUGAGCUUCUCACAAUUAAUACCAACUUCGCCGCCGUGCCUGAUACCGGCUGGCCAGACUGUUUCAAUACAGGCCUCAUGGUGCUCCGUCCCAAUAUGCAUGAUUAUUACUCCCUCCUUGCUCUUGCUCAGCAGGGAGUCAGCUUCGACGGAGCAGACCAGGGUUUACUGAAUAUACAUUUUAAGAAAUGGGAUAGACUGAGCUUCGUGUACAACUGCACGCCAAGUGGUCAUUAUCAAUACAUUCCAGCCUUCCGACAUUUUGGCAGCACAAUUAGUCUGGUGCAUUAUAUCGGAUCACAGAAACCAUGGAAUCUCCCAAGGCAGUUGUUCCCGUCGGGGAGUCCAUAUAAUCAGCUUUUGGGGAGGUGGUGGGCGACGUAUUAUAGACAUUAUCGGCCGGUGGUCAAACCGGAUACCAAGCUUUCGUCGAGAGCUGACAUUGCGAAGCAUGGUUUGGGGCAGCUCCACGCAGCAGGGAUCGUUCAUGAGCCAACUAAGCCGCCGGAGCGAAUGCAUACCCCUGAGAUACCACAUGCUCAAGCUUGUACCUACGACCAACCUCAUGCUUCUGCUCAUUUCGCUGCCACUUCCACUAUGUCUCCGGCUCCGGCUCCCCUCACAGCUGAAGCUAAAGCUUUUGUAGAACCACAAGCUUAUGGAAACAUCCAGCAAUUCAAUAUCCCGCAUGGUUUCCUACCCUCUCAUGUCCCUGAAAUUUCUCACACUGUUCAUAAUAGUUCCAUAUUGAAUAGCUCUGAAGUUGCAGCCAGGCCAGCUAGUCCUCCCCCGCGAGAUAGAAUCCCUAAUAUAAGCCAGGAUUUUGUCGUCAGUGCUGUCCCACAAUACGUUCGUGGUGAAGAGCAUGUAACUGCCUACCGACACUUUCCACGUCGUCCAUUUGAUUCUCCUUCCAUAUCGAAAGAAGAAUCAGUCCCAGGAACCUCUCCCGUUACUGGCGUACCAGCCCUACCAACACAACAACUUCCACAAGAGCUAACUGAGCCACUAAAACAGCUAGAGAUUGGGCAAAUACCUGUCAUCUCCCAAGAACCCGAGCCACCCAGAGCAGCUCCAGAGCCGUCGUUCUCUUCUCCAAGGAUGCAAUGGGAUCCUUCUCGAGAACCACCUCCUGUAGAUUCCAAACCGGAGGCAUUCAGUUUACCCUCACACACCUACACGAUGUCACAGGACACGGAACUUUUCCAGCCUCCGAAGUCAUACCCAGAGGCCCCGAAAGAUAUGUACUAUAAAGUUCCCCCAAAGCAACCAAAUACACAGCGUCUGGCCCACAUUUUUCCAUGGGAGGCCUACGCCCCGAAACCCACUCGUGUUUUUCUAGACGAAGAAGCAGGAACAGGCAUAGUUGCGGUAUCCCAUGAGAAACUAUUAAGUGAAGUCCCAAAUAAAAGAGAUACGGCAUUGGGCGCACCACGAGAAGAAUCAGCAGAACCGCCACCAACAUCUGAAUAUCUUUGGAAAGGUUACAUCCGCUCGAACGCCUGGGACGAAGUCCCGGAAAUUGAGCAUUACAUGCGCACUAUCCGAAAGCCCCGGAGAGAGAAAGUUCAAGUUUUGAAAUCCGGAUUGGCUAGGUCUAGCACAACUGGGGGCGACUUCGAAACCGAUAUCACCGGGAGAAAGCCCAGUAUGAGACUGACAAGUUUCCCCACUGAGAUAGAGCGGCCCAGCCUCCCUGUGACCCCGGCACCUAUCAAGCGACCUCAUUUUUGGCCCAUAGGACAACAGCGAGAAGAGGAGUCUCAGUACGGAAGAGAGCAAAGGCAAGGAGGGGAUGGUGGUGAUAGUUUACCACACGCCACCGGUGUUCCCUUGCAGGAGAACUGGAAUCCUCUGGAACGCCUCGAGGAGCUGCAACGACGCCAGUCCUUGUUUCUUGACGUGAUUCAUGACGGGCCACCGGAGUUAGAGGUGAGAGAGAUCCCUAGGCGGAGAAUGCCCGGGGAAUAG